AUGGCUGCAUCAACAGCCGAUCCCGAGUUCAUGGGCGACGACAAGGGCGUCGCCGACCACAAAGAGACCAUGGUGGCCGAGAUCGCACGCGAUGCCGCCGAGCGCGGCCAUCUUGCCACGGAUCAGUACGGGCAUGCCUUGGUGGAAUUCGACCAAAAGGCCGAAUCGCGCCUACGCCUGAAGAUUGAUCUGUACAUUGUUCCCACCGUGGCGCUGAUGUAUCUCUUCUGCUUCAUCGACCGCGCCAAUAUCGUCCUGUGCGAGUCCACGCCUUUUCGUCUCAUGCUGACCGCCAUGGUUACGCAAGGCAAUGCGAAAUUGGCCGGGUUUAACAAGGACCUGGGCCUGGAGGGAUAUGAUUACAACGCCGUCUUAUCGAUCUUCUUCGUCGCCUAUAUCAUCUUUGAGAUUCCGAGUAACAUCGCAUGCAAAUGGAUUGGCCCCGGUUGGUUCCUGCCGGCCGUCACCCUGGGCUUUGGCAUCUGCUCGGUGGCCACGGCCUUUGUGCACGACAUUCAACAGGCGUCGGGCGUGCGAUUCUUGCUGGGCAUGUUCGAGGCCGGGUUGAUGCCGGGAAUUGCCUACUAUCUGAGUCGGUGGUACCGUCGGAGCGAGCUGGCCUUCCGCCUUUCUCUGUACAUCGUUAUGGCCCCACUGGCGGGUGCGUUUGGCGGACUGCUCGCCUCGGGGAUCCUGACCCUCGAUCACGUCGGAAGUCUGCAUAGCUGGCGGAUGAUCUUCGCCAUAGAAGGAAUUAUCACCAUUGGCAUCGCCUUGAUCUCUUUUGUCACACUGACUGACCGACCCGAGACUGCACGCUGGCUCUCGCAAGAGGAGAAGGACCUCGCCAUUGCCCGCGUCAAGUCCGAGCGCAUUGGCACUACCGAAGUCCUCGACAAGAUCGAUGUUACCAAGACGCUGCGCGGAAUUUUCAGCCCGGUGACGCUAACAACUGCCUUCAUCUUCCUGCUGAACAAUAUCACGGUUCAGGGUCUGGCAUUCUUCGCGCCGACCAUCGUGCAGACCAUCUACCCCGAUGCGAGUGUAGUGUCGCAGCAGCUUCAUACGGUGCCACCCUAUGUGGUCGGAGGCUUCUUCACUUUGCUUUUCCCCUAUCUGAGCUGGCGAUUGGACAAGCGAUUGAUUUUUUUCAUCAUUAGUCCGCCGCUGAUGAUGGUCGGGUAUAUAAUGUUCCUGGCCAGCAAGGACCCCAUGGUCCGCUACGGGGCCACGUUCAUCAUUGCCAGCGGCGCAUUCGCCUUUGGUGCGCUGUGCAAUGCCAAUUCCUCAGCCAAUGUCGUCUCGGACACGGCGCGGUCCUCGGCGAUUGGUACGACGGUGAUGUUUGGCAACAUCGGCGGACUCAUCUCCACCUGGUCCUUCUUGCCCUUUGACGGUCCGGAUUAUCACAUUGGCAAUGGGCUGAACUUGGCGACGUCCACGACGACCUUAAUUCUGGGGGCGUCGCUGUGGGCAUACAUGUCAUGGGAUAACCGCCGUCGCAGUCGGGUGGAUGUCGGCGCGGCAUUGGCGAGCCUGUCGCAGAAGCAGAUCCAGGAUUUGGAUUGGCGCAAUCCCGCGUUCAAGUGGCGGCCGUGA
Messenger RNA from Penicillium argentinense, 1599 nucleotides. Its product is annotated as putative MFS transporter. Bases 1 to 1599 code for a protein of 532 amino acids. Gene Ontology annotation, cellular component: membrane. Lineage: Eukaryota; Fungi; Ascomycota; Eurotiomycetes; Eurotiales; Aspergillaceae. The record is from RefSeq and is a predicted model, not a curated record. Gene Ontology annotation, biological process: transmembrane transport. Gene Ontology annotation, molecular function: transmembrane transporter activity. The transcript has 4 exons.